Molecule: messenger RNA, 1676 nt
Organism: Olea europaea var. sylvestris
Lineage: Eukaryota; Viridiplantae; Streptophyta; Magnoliopsida; Lamiales; Oleaceae
Product: purple acid phosphatase 18-like
Exons: 5
Coding region: 165-1442 (425 amino acids)
Molecular function (GO): metal ion binding; acid phosphatase activity
Source: RefSeq, a predicted model, not a curated record
AAUCUUUAAACGUAAUUCGUUAAAUGACUGUUCAAAAGUUCGAAGGAAAACAUCUCAGAUAAUUGUCUAGACGAUCAUUCACUGUAUAAUCUACUGAGAAAAAAAUCAUUUUUUUUUCCUGUUUUUUAACACGAAAAGAAAUAUCGGACAGAGGAACGAAAAUUAUGGAAAUGCAAUCGAUGAUUGUUGUGUUAACAGUGCUUUUAGUAGUAGGCACCGGUGCCGAUUACGUUAGACCUCCGCCUCGUAAAACUUUGCACUUUCCAUGGAGCCCUAAGCACUCAUCUCAUCCUCAACAGGUUCACAUCUCGUUGGCAGGAGAUAAACACAUGCGGAUAACGUGGAUCACUAUUGAUAAAUCUUCUCCGUCCUUCGUCGAAUAUGGAACGUCACCCCAAAGCUACAACUUUAUAGCUGAAGGAGAGAGUACUAGUUAUAGUUACUUCCUUUAUAAGUCAGGAAAGAUUCACCAUACUGUCAUUGGGCCGCUUGAAGAUGACACUGUGUAUUUCUAUCGAUGUGGGGGCAAUGGUCCUGAGUUCCAGUUCAAAACCCCACCAUCUCAGUUUCCGGUUACUUUUGCUGUGGCUGGCGACUUGGGUCAGACUGGAUGGACAAAAUCGACUAUAGACCACAUAGAGCAGUGCAAAUACGAUGUAUAUGUGCUUCCUGGAGACCUCUCGUAUGCUGAUUACAUGCAGCGUAAGUGGGACACAUUCGGGGAGCUAGUGCAGCCACUUGCAAGUGCGAGGCCCUGGAUGGUGACACAGGGGAACCACGAGAAGGAGGAAAUACCAAUCUUAAAGGAUGGAUUCGUAUCUUAUAACUCAAGAUGGAAGAUGCCAUUUGAGGAAAGUGGGUCUAGUUCAAAUCUGUAUUAUUCAUUUGAAGUUGCAGGAGUUCAUGUUGUCAUGCUUGGUUCCUACACAGAUUAUGACGAGUACUCUGAUCAAUAUAGUUGGCUGAAGGCUGAUCUUUCAAAGGUGGACCGUGAGAGGACACCCUGGCUCGUUGUAGUAUUCCACGUGCCAUGGUAUAACAGUAAUUAUGCUCAUCAAGGCGAAGAUGACGACAUGAUGGCAUCCAUGGAACCGUUGCUUUAUGCAGCUGGUGUGGAUGUUGUGUUUGCUGGUCAUGUGCAUGCUUAUGAGCGCUCGGGACGCGUUUAUAAUGGUAAAACAGAUACUUGUGGACCCAUCCACAUAACAAUUGGUGAUGGAGGAAACCGAGAAGGUUUAGCACACGAGUACUCGGAACCCCAACCUGAGUGGUCGAUCUUCCGUGAAGCAAGCUUUGGUCAUGGCGAGCUCAGGAUAGUGAACUCGACUCACGCGUUUUGGAGCUGGCAUAGGAAUGAUGACGACGAACCCAUUAGGUCCGAUCAAGUCUGGAUAACCUCUUUGGUUGGUUCAAGGUGCCUUGCUGAAAGGAGUCAUGAAUAAAGAAACAUGCUCAUGGAACCUUAAAUCGGUCGACGUGGGAUUGUCUGCUUUCUAACUGGAUGCACUCCUUAGGCAUAUGUAAAUACUUGUCCUUUUGUUGGGACGGCCCAGUUUCUUUAUGGAUCAUUAGCUCCAAACUUUUUCACCAGCAUGACUACAUUUGUAAUAUGGUAACAAUGUGUUACUAUCUUAUCCGCAAUAUGUCCUAUUCGGCCACAAGUAUUUAUUAUCUUA